Molecule: messenger RNA, 2464 nt
Organism: Daldinia vernicosa
Lineage: Eukaryota; Fungi; Ascomycota; Sordariomycetes; Xylariales; Hypoxylaceae
Product: Tautomerase/MIF
Exons: 3
Coding region: 734-1756 (340 amino acids)
Molecular function (GO): phenylpyruvate tautomerase activity
Source: RefSeq, a predicted model, not a curated record
UGUCAAUACAUUAACCAUAUUUGAAUGUAAGUAAGCAAUGUUGGGGCAUAGUAGUAAAAGGGAGGUGCCACUAAUUCAACCACUCCAGUCGGUACCUGCCUCAUGCAUCCUGACGACAACCUGCCUCUGCUUGCCUCUGCUUGCUUUUGCCUGCCUGCCUUUGCCUGCCUUUAGGUAACCUUCCUUUAAGUAACCUUCCAGACUUUCCAACAUUAAGUCUUUGCAAACGACCUCCAUCGGGUUUAGGUAUUCUCUGACACCUCACUUCACUUCUCCUUUCACCACCAUUACUCCAUCGGCGUUCCAAGGUUCCUAUGUGCCACUAGACUUUUGAUUCGGCCGAACUAACUCAAACUAAUCAAACAAUCUCAACCUUUUAUAAUAUCUACCACACCAACUCACGAUAAAAAUAGGAGUUAAGUUAGCUGAAGGUCACCCACUCGGUUUUUAUCAUACUAUAUUGUAGUACUGCUCCACGCUUACGGUCUACUUACGAGGGUAGAUAAGGCCUAGAUCGGUAUUCCCUCCCCCAAGGGCCCAAACAGGGAGAACCAGUCCCCACGUCCUGUACAGCUCAGUGCCCAAUACGAACAUCACAUGCGCUAGAUCAAUGCAAGACAAUCUGCCCUACAAGCUGACAGGACGCUAUCUCAACUAGGAGACCCAAAUUCACCUAUAAGGCGUCGCACUUGGCAAUACGCGAGACAAGAUCUGACUUGACUUGACAAGACUUAUGCGCGCUAUUGAACACUCCAACGCUUGUACAACAAUGGUUCGACCAGAUUCUUUACCAGCUAGGCUGCCUCGUAUAAACCCGCCCUUGACAAGUAACAAUUAUCCUUCAGCUGUUCCCGACAUCUCUUCCACGCAGCGAAAAGGCCAUUCUUCACGCUCUUCGAAAACAAAUAUCGUCGAAGGUAACAAAAUGAUGCGCAAUAUUGAUCGACCCCCACCAGGCGACCCAACCGGCAGUCGCAAGUCCCAAGUACAUCCAGAGCUUAGCAAGAAACGAAGCGCCUACUUUGAGACUGAAUUCGCAGCAGCGAACCGGGGUCCGGACCCGGUUAAGGCUCGAAUACAGAAUGAAGCUAUUGUGAUGGCAGAUCUAAGGACAAAUGUCAUAAUCAAGGACGAAUUUUCUUUUAUAACUGAUCUCUCAUACAACCUGUCCAACAGGUAUCAGCGACCAAUAUCUUCAAUCGUCAUCAACUUGAACCAUGGCUGCUGCAUGAUGUUUGGGGGUUCCUUUGACCCAGCAUACACCUUAACUAUUCACGCGCUUCCGAGUCUCGUUCAGCCUACCACGAAUAAGAGAAAUGCGGCGCUUAUUCAGCGACAUAUUCAAGAGACCCUAGGUGUCGUGGCGUCGAGGGGUUAUAUACGCUUCGUCGCUACCCCCGAAGAGAAUGUUGCCAUCGGGGGCAAGACAAUUGCUGCUGAAAUAAACGAAUCCGGUAAUGCCAUGGCCGAUGACAAGCCCACCGAGACUAAAAGAAGUGCCAAGUCAAAUCGGAGGCUUGGUGUAAAGUCUUUUGGGGGUUUCAGAUCCGCUUCUAUGGCUGAUCUUGCGAGGGUUCCUACGCCACCCCCGAGUACCUCAGAUGAGACUGCACCCAUCACAACCAUUCCCGAAGUGCCUCCUACGCCGCCCGAGGACGAUAAGUUAGGCGACUUAAUUGAGCACAAGCCGGUCAAGACCGCAUCACGUCGCAGAAGCCUGAGAUUUGGUCUGUUUAGUGGGAAGACAGCAGUGUGAUAGAGUAACAGUCACAACCGCUUAUUACUGUUGUGACACUGAACCUUUUGGUUGAGAUGGCCUCAUUAUGUUGCAACACCUGGUUGAAUACUUUAGUUGCGUCGCAACUUUCAUAAUGCGACGAUAUUAAAUACGGGCUGGCGUACAUUGCAUUGCAUCGCUUGGGGGAAAGCGUUGCACUGGAGUUUGGGAGGGAGAAAUAAGCAUUCUAUCCCGUGGGACAUGAUAUUAUUGCUAUGUUGUAUGUGCGCGUGACGAAUUGCGAUCGGUGUAUGAUUUAUUGAGAAGCGAGUCCUGAUAAGCUAAUACCUAGGUAGGGUCGGUAGUUGAUAGUCUAAUGAGUAUAUCCCGCGGCAAAACAUAGCUACUUACCGAAUCAAUUAGAUUUUGUUAAGCUUCUUGACGAGGCGACCAGAGGCUGCCGUGUAUUAGGAUAUAUUUCUGAGGCAUGGAUGUUAGAAAGUGAAUGAGAGUGAGCGUCACUGCGUAAAACUGAAAGAGAGCAAGAGUGGUAGUUAUGUACCUAACAUAUAAAAUGAAAUUGAGCUUACUAAGGUUGGAUGGAUUGUGGUUUCUUGCUUGCCAGCUGAAAUCGCAUGGCUUCGGUCAGCUGAUAACUGUCAGAACAAGAUUGUCGCCAGCUGAUAGUAACUUCGUGCUCGUCCUCCCUCAAACUCCACCUUGUGCUCUAACUCUCACAUUUAUGAU